AUGGUGUUAGAUUUGAAUGUGCCGGCUGGAAUAGAUGAAUUGGAAUAUUACAAUAAUAUUGUGAAUGAUGAUGCAAUAGACUGGGGCAUGAAUAAUGUACGUGCUGAGGAAUUUUCAGCAUAUGGGUUUGAAACGGAAGAAAAUGUGAAUGUAGAAGAUGUAGAUGUGAAUGAAGAGGUUGUGAAUGAAGAGGUUGUGAAUGAAGAAGAAGAGAAUGUUGAAGAUGUGGAAUCUGAGUUUCUCGACGAUGGUGAAGAUGUGGCGAAUGAAGAUGUUAAUUCAACAUCUAGAGAGUUAGAGGACAAAUUAUCACCUGGGUGUUUAGUUGAUGGAGCCGAUGAGGCUUUUUUGUUAUAUUGUGCCUAUGCCAAAAUGACCGGAUUCAGUGUAAGGAGAGGGAACGAAGAAAAAUUUAAGCGGACAAAAUUAUUGCGUAUGAAGACAUUUGUAUGUAGUUGUCGCGGUUCGACACCUAGUAGUCACAUUGAUGGUCGUUUACCUGUAUAUAAGAAGCAAACAACUCGGUCCAACUGUCAAGCCCUUUUGAGGGUUGCUCGUGUUGAGGGAGGGCCGUGGAAGGUAACGACAUUCACUAAAGAGCACAACCACGAGUUAGUUGCCAAGGAUCAAGCCUAUUUGCUUCGUUCUAGUCGUCACCUUUCGCAUGGUAACAAGUCUAUGUUGGAGGCUUUGACUUCAACCGGCAUACCUAUAAGCCGGGCUUGUCGUUUCAUGGAGAAUGAAUCUGGUGGGCUUGAAAACGCCGGAUUUAUUCGUAAAGAUGCUUACCAUCAUAUGGACAAUGUUAGAAGAAAGUCUAAGAUGACGGAUGGAGAUUCCAUGGCUCUCAUGCAGUACUUUGUUGACAAGUCGAACAAAGAGCUUUAUUUCUACUGGAAUAUGCAAAAGGAUGAUGAUGGCCGACUUAUGAAUUUCUUCUACCGUGAUUCUCGUAGUGGGCUUGAUUACGAGUAUGGAUCAUCACUUUCUUCUAACAUUGUCCAUAUGAUGGUGUCGAACCGCGACAACUACAUACAAACGGAUGGAGAUUCCAUGGCUCUCAUGCAGUACUUUGUUGACAAGUCGAACAAAGAGCUUUAUUUCUACUGGAAUAUGCAAAAGGAUGAUGAUGGCCGACUUAUGAAUUUCUUCUACCGUGAUUCUCGUAGUGGGCUUGAUUACGAGUAUUUUGGUGAUGUGCUAUCUAUUGACACAACCUACAAGACCAACAAAUAUGAUCUUAUUUGUGCUCCUUUUAUAGGUAUGGAUCAUCACUUUUGA
Messenger RNA from Salvia miltiorrhiza (redroot sage), 1281 nucleotides. Its product is annotated as protein FAR1-RELATED SEQUENCE 5-like. The coding region runs from base 1 to 1281 and encodes 426 amino acids. Lineage: Eukaryota; Viridiplantae; Streptophyta; Magnoliopsida; Lamiales; Lamiaceae. The transcript has 3 exons. The record is from RefSeq and is a predicted model, not a curated record.